Pelmatolapia mariae (spotted tilapia) is the source of this 2254-nucleotide messenger RNA. RefSeq names its product E3 ubiquitin-protein ligase RNF126-like. Gene Ontology annotation, molecular function: ubiquitin protein ligase activity. The coding region runs from base 64 to 999 and encodes 311 amino acids. Lineage: Eukaryota; Metazoa; Chordata; Actinopteri; Cichliformes; Cichlidae. Gene Ontology annotation, cellular component: cytoplasm. Gene Ontology annotation, biological process: protein ubiquitination. The record is from RefSeq and is a predicted model, not a curated record. The transcript is spliced from 9 exons.
GCCGUUGCUGUUGUCCCUUGUUGCUACCCGUCCGUACUGUGCGAACUGCUCUCCUGCUCAGAAAUGGCUGAAGCUCCCCCACGGCCCUGCCGGUUUUUUUGUCACCGGUGUUCAGCAGAGAUUAGUCCGCGUUUACCGGACUACACGUGUCCACGCUGUGAAUCUGGUUUUAUUGAGGAACUGCCUGAAGAAAGAAGUGCUGAAAAUGGGUCUGCCUCUACUUCCUCUUCCAGUGAUCAGUUCCGCCCAGUCUUGGAGAACAUGGAUCACCAGCACUUAUUCACAUUUCCCCCGGGUUAUGGUCCGUUCGCCCUUGGGAUUUUUGAUGAAAACUUUGACCUUCGGUUGCGGCUACCCACAGAGGACAACCGAGAGACGGAAAACAGGAGAGAGCGGGAAAUGGCAUCGCGGCAAAGAUACGGUGCACGGCAACCACGGGGUCGGCAUGUUCCUCGGCGACAGGGUACGCGACACGAAGGAGUGCCCACAUUAGAGGGAAUUAUCCAGCAGCUAGUAAAUGGAAUUAUAGCACCUACAGCCAUGCCAAAUAUUGGGAUGGGACCUUGGGGUAUGCUACAUUCCAAUCCAAUGGACUAUGCCUGGGGUGCCAAUGGGCUCGAUGCUAUCAUUACGCAGUUAUUAAACCAGUUUGAAAACACGGGUCCCCCUCCUGCAGACAGAGAGAGGAUAAAGAAUUUACCCACGAUUUCCAUUACAGAGGAGCACGUCAGUGCUGGUUUAGAGUGUCCCGUGUGCAAAGAAGACUACAGUGUUGACGAGAGUGUUAGGCAGCUACCCUGCAAUCAUUUGUUUCACAAUGACUGUAUAGUACCGUGGCUGGAACAGCAUGAUACGUGUCCUGUGUGCAGGAAGAGUCUUAGUGGACAAAACACAGCCACAGACCCGCCGGGGUUAUCGAGAAUGAACUUCUCCCCCUCUUCCUCCUCCUCUUCCUCCCCAAGCUCACCUAGCAAUGAAAAUGCUGCCAGCAACUCCUAGAUUUUCACUGUUUCACAAGAGAAAACAUGACACCCUUAGACCCAGCAGCUCCUCUCUGCAGCUGAAACCAGGACAUUUUUCUGUCUCAGGUGAACGGGACAGUGAGACGAGGUGAACUCAAAUUUUAGGAUUUUUUUUUUGUUUUGUUGUUUUUCCUCCCUCCUUCUGUGCUGAACGGAUAUUGGGACCAGCUCCCGCUGCUACUGUUACAGAGUGUUUGAGGAGGUGGGACUCAGAAAAGAUGGAGAAUAUGAUGAAGAUAAUAAUAACAGUCCACUUAUGAGUGGGAUUCUUACAAGACCCGGAGCAGAAUUGAAACCAGAUUGGACUGCUUUUUGAUGAAAACAUGUCCUUGCGGCAGUGCUUGGACACAUUUUAUAUUUAAAAGACAAGAUGCUCUUUUUUUUAAAAACAUUGCCUGUGGUGGUGGAGUCCGUAGAUGUGUAGAUAGAGAAUUCCUUUUUGAACUGCGAACCACUGUACAGCGAAUGGAUCAAACUAAGACCUUGCGGGAAGGAGACUGAGAGUGUGCAUCUGAUUUUUAUUUAUUUGCACAGUUUUUGUUUUGUUUCUUUAGUUUUUUUUGGGGCACAAAAUCUCAUGUUGGGAUGUGAAUUUGAGUCAACUACUGAACAAAAACAAGCAACAUUUCAACCUUUUGCAUUGAAUAAAUCUUUGAAGAUGUGUUUUUCCUUUUUAUUAAUUUAUUUUUUUUAGAGUUUGAUUCAGUGUAUUUGGUGCAUCUUGGUAAGUUGAACAUUGUUACAACUUAGGAGGGGAUAUGUAGUGAAAAUGUUCACAACUGUGUGUUUAUUGGACCCCUGCAAAGUAAAAAAAGAAAAAAAGAAAAGGCAAACAGGCAUGGGAUCAUCUUACCUCUGUGGAACUGGCCAAAUGUGUUUCAUGAAAAUAAGUGUUUAUUAUUUUAUUUACUGAAUUUUUGUACAGUCACAAUAAAGUGAUUAAAAACAAAUUUAAAGGUUUUUGCUGACGUUGUAAAGAAAUAUGAGAGCUGACAAAGUUACUCUGAGGUUCAACUAUACAGUAUACGUUAAACUAUAGAUUUAGGGGAAAAAAGGAUGUUAAAAAAAUGUAAAUUCCCUCAUUCCCUUUUUCAGGAUGAAGUGUUUUGAGGUAUGAUUUCUUUAAUGGGUCAUAACAAAUGUUAAUGUGUUUUCUCACCAUGUGAGAUUUGAAACUUUUGGAUAAAACAAUGUCUUACAUAUGUCUUGAAACUUUUUUUUGAUCAUGUAGU